AUGAUGGGAGGAAUACUAUGUGUUGCGCGGAUGUCAUCAGACAAUGGACGGAGUGGCGGAACCAAAUACCGUAUAAAAGUAGAAGAUGAGGCAAAUUGCGCAGCUGCUUCUAGUCAAGUUUGCGGCAGCACGGACGGAAAAGAAAAAGGUUCUCUUCGUCCAGUAGCUUUCAUAGCAGUCGUUUUUUCAACGGUUGCUAUUACAUCGUGCCUCAUUACAUUUCCUUUGAUAUUACACUACAUUCAAACUCUCGAGUCCCAAGUUCAAUUGGAUCUUGAAUUCUGUCAGGCACGUGCAAGAGAUAUGUGGAAGGAGAUGCUUGAUAUCGAAACUGGAGGAAAGAAAGAUGCUGCCAAAUUGGCUAACAUCGUGAUCAAUCACAGAAGACUAGCCAAACGUGACACCCUCGAAGAUUUCUGGGCUCGCCGUCUACAUGAUCAAGAGCUUCGCGACCAACCAGUUGGUUAUGACGCGCCAUCUGUUGGUGUUGAGUCAUUCAACAACGAGGGAGGUGGUUGCUGUACUUGCCACCGUGGACCUCCAGGACCAGCAGGAGACCCAGGACGCGAUGGGGCGGAUGGUGUUGACGGUACUCCUGGAGAUAUUGGACCACCAGGACCGCCGGCACCGCCAGGCCCAGACCCAAGUUCACUCUUCCCACCGCAGUGUCCAUGUGAAGCACCACCAGGCGAACCAGGACCUCAAGGACAGCCAGGACCAGAUGGCCCACCAGGAGCUCCAGGAAAUCCAGGAGAAGAUGGAAAACCAGGCGAUCAAGGACCACGUGGACCACCCGGAAUCCCUGGAGCUCCAGGUCAGCCAGGACGCCCGGGUCCACCUGGAGAGCCAGGAACAUACAAAACCGAGGUCGGACCACCAGGACGACCAGGAGCUCCAGGACGACCAGGACCUCCAGGACAGCCUGGACCUGCUGGACCACCAGGAGAAAAUGGAAAACCAGGACAACAGGGACCAGCGGGACUUCCAGGGCCACCAGGCCAACCAGGACAGAACGGAGCUCCAGGAGAGGUCGGUGCGCCAGGAGACAACGGAGCUCCAGGAAGCUGCGAUCACUGUCCACCAGCAAGACUUGCCCCAGGCUAUUAA
Molecule: messenger RNA, 1107 nt
Organism: Caenorhabditis bovis
Lineage: Eukaryota; Metazoa; Nematoda; Chromadorea; Rhabditida; Rhabditidae
Source: the annotation of a GenBank genome assembly